Pogona vitticeps (central bearded dragon) is the source of this 2971-nucleotide messenger RNA. RefSeq names its product family with sequence similarity 98 member A (gene TSLIG3A). The record is from RefSeq and is a predicted model, not a curated record. Lineage: Eukaryota; Metazoa; Chordata; Lepidosauria; Squamata; Agamidae. Gene Ontology annotation, cellular component: tRNA-splicing ligase complex.
GCGCAGCAAAUUACACUUUCGCGUCUUUCGUUUACAAGAAAUAGUCUGUUUUGUUGUGUACGGUCUGUUCAUGAGGGAGAAAAAGCCCAAAGGCUCACAAUCCGCAAAACGGGGAUUUCUUUACAAUCAGGCGUGAGUUGGGCCAACCCCAAAGGCAGGGUGAGAGGUCAGGCGAAGGGGGCCUUCCUUUUUCCUCUCCCUUCCCCCACCGCCUGACAUGCCAACCCAGCAGUCGGCGGCGUAGCAGCUGCGCAAAAGGUUCCUCAGCUUGCUCGUUUUUCCUUUUGUGUUCAUUCUGAAGCCCCAGGAUGGAGUUUGAACUCCUGGAGAAUGAUAUUCUGGAGGCUCUAGAAGACCUAGGUUACAAAGGUCCAUUGUUAGAAGAUGGAGCUCUUACCCAGGCAGCUUCUGGCGGAGCUGCUUCCCCUGAAUACACCAAACUCUGUGCUUGGCUUGUGUCAGAAUUAAGAUUAUUUUGCAAACUAGAAGAAAAUGUGCAAGCAACUAACAGUCCAAGCGAAGCAGAUGAGUUCCAGCUUGAAAUGAGUGGAUUACUGAGUGAAAUGAACUGCCCAUAUACAACAUUAACUUCAGGAGAUGUCACCAAGCGCCUUCUCAAUCAGAAAAACUGUCUGCUGGUACUCACAUACCUCAUCUCAGAAUUGGAAGCUGCUAGAAUGCUGUGUGUGAAUGCUCCUCCAAAAAAAACCCAGGAGGGCAGUGGCAGUGAAGUCUUUCAGGAACUAAAGGGCAUAUGUAUUGCUUUAGGCAUGUCUAAGCCUCCAGCCAACAUAACUAUGUUCCAGUUCUUCAGUGGGAUAGAAAAAAAGUUGAAAGAAACAUUAGGGAAGGUUCCGCCAAAUCAUGUAGGAAAACCUUUACUGUCAAAGCCGCUGGGUCCAGUUCAUUGGGAAAAAAUUGAAGCUAUUAAUCAAGCCAUAGCCAAUGAAUAUGAAGUUCGAAGGAAAUUAUUAGUGAAGCGUCUGGAUGUCACUGUUCAGUCUUUUGGCUGGUCAGAUCGAGCAAAGAGUCAGACGGAGAAAUUGGCUAAAGUCUAUCAGCCAAAGCGUGCCAUCUUAUCUUCUAAGUGCACUAUAUCUGUUGCUCACCUCUUGGCAGCUAGGCAAGACUUGUCAAAGAUUAUGAGAACUAGCAGUGGUUCUAUCAGAGAGAAGACGGCAUGUGCCAUUAAUAAGGUAUUAAUGGGCCGAGUACCUGACAGAGGUGGUAGACCCAAUGAAAUUGAACCACCACCCCCAGAGAUGCCACCAUGGCAAAAAAGACAAGAUGGUCCUCAGCAGCAAAGUGGUGGAGGCCGAGGUGGUAGAGGUGGCUAUGAAUCAUCGUAUGGAGGCCGUGGAGGUUAUGAACAUGGGGGUCAUGACAGAGGAGGACGAGGAGGAUAUGACCAAGGUGGUUAUGAGAGAGGAGGCAGAGGCGGAUAUGACUCAUCAUACGGAAGUCGAGGUCAUGAACAUGGGGGUCACGAACGAGGAGGACGAGGACGUGGUUAUGACCAUGGAGGCAGAGGGGGAGGAAGAGGAGGCAAGCCUCAAGGAGGCUGGACUGAUGGUGGUGGAAGUGGCUAUCAAGAUGUCAACUAUAGGGACAGUAACUACAGAGAAACCAACUUUCAAACUGGGGGUUACCAUGGUGGUGGUGGCAGCAGCGGUUACCAAGGAGGUGGCUAUGGUGGUUACCAAUCUUCGUAUUCAGGAAGUGGCUAUCAAGGUGGUGGUGGAAGCUACCAGCAAGACAACAGAUACCAAGAUGGGCAUUCUGGUGAACGAGGAGGAGGCCGUGGAGGAGGGAGAGGAGGCCGUGGGGGCCGAGGAGGCCGUGGUGGGCAAGGUGGUGGCUGGGGAGGAAGAGGUGCACAGAACUUUAAUCAAGGUGGGCAAUUUGAGCAGCACUUCCAGCAUGGGGGUUAUCAGUACAAUCAGUCUGGAUUUGGGCAGGGAAGACAUUUCACAAGCUGAGGCUUCAAACAUUUAUAUUUUGGCAGAGCUCAACUAAUAGACAUCUGUUCUUAGCUUUUUUUUUUAAAUUAGUACCAGAUCACAUAUGACAGGCAACUUCUGGAAGAUUAUCUUAUCUAUCUGAAUGUGCAGAUAGGUCUGGUGCUGUCUAAACUUUUAGUGCAGCUUUUCUUCAAGACUCUUUAGAACAGUAGCCAUAGUUCUGUGUACUAAAGAAAUCUAGAGAGUUGGGAGUACCUGUCAACACCUGCAGUAUGAAAAACAGCCUGCCAUUUUUUACAUAGGCUCCUGGUUUUCUUUUAAAAUCUUGCACAAUUUAAGCUAUUUUCAACAUUGCUUUCACUCUGACUUCCCCCUAGCCAGCAAGCUGAUCCCAAACGUAGGUUGUAAAACAGCAGAUAAGUGUGAAGUUAAUUGAGCAUAACUCCCAUUAAGGUCAGUUGGAUUUAUGCAUUUUUAACUCUGCAGAAUUACAGCCUACUUCAAUUGGCUUGUGCCUAUUAUAUGAGCUCUGCUGCUGACAACUUGUCUCUCACUGAUUGAAAACCCUACCAUAUGUCCGCACCAGAUAACCUGACCGCUGUCAUACCAUGCAAAGGUCAUAUAUCAAACCAAGCUAAGUUGUGAACAGGUAAUAUAUAUAGCCUUGUGCUUCAGCAUAAUUCAGUUUCAUACAAACAGUUGAUCCCCAUCCCUCACCCUGACCAACUUAAAUUUUACUUGAAAUUAGCUAGCAGUAACGGCAGUCUGAAACUUGUUUUAUGCACGAGUUAUCAGCAAAUGCUGGAUGGUUCCAUUUUGACAUCGAAUUUAAGACAAAAUGCUUCAGCUGGGUUGGUUACAUUUUUCUUUAUGAAAAGUUGCAUCAAGUGCGCCUUGCCUGGUUUUUUUGUGCGUGUGUGCGUGCGUGUGUGCAUUGUAAAGCUGUGAAAGAAAAUGGCUGAAGGUGUGCUGUUGUAUAAAGGUGAGCAAUAAAAGCAUCUGUUCUCUUA